UUUUUUUUUACCAAAGACAACACGCACUUGUUUCAUCCUUCACUCUGUAACGGUCGCCGAUUACUUAUCUUUCCUCUCACUCAUCACUAUCUCCGCUGACGGCGUCAGUGAAUUUCAUAAAUGUCACCAACCACCAAAAUUCUCACGGCCAACCACCGCAAAAACCACUCCCCAAAACUCACAUCCUCGUCUUCGAAGAUGAAAAAGAUCACGAAAACGAAAUCAUCGAAAUUACAAUUCUUCGUCCGCAUGAUGUGGAACUGUAACACCUUAGUGAUUCGUGCUUCUAGAGAAAAAACAGUUGAAUCGCUUCUCGAACAAAUUUCGUCUAAAACCAGAAUUCCGAUUCAACAUCAACGAUUAAUUUACGAAGGAAAACAGCUUACUCUAGAACAGAGUCUCUGCGAAUGCGGCAUCGAAAACGAUGCAAAUCUUCAAUUGGUUGGUCGCUUGAGGAGUAUAGCGUGUCCUAAAGUGUGGAAAGCCACACAAUAUAUUGUUUCUUUGAUUCUCAGGCUCUGUAGAGGUGAAUUGGUGAUUGGUGCUUCGAGAAUUAUUGAUGAUCACCUUACAUAUUACAUCAAUGAUUCUGAAUAUUUUUCUGUUUUCAUGUUUAUGGAAAUUCCUUCACUGUUGGUAGCUCUUUAUAUGUCACGGUAUGCAAAUGCGUGUGUUGCUGAUUCCGUGAUUAAGGAUUUUGUGAGAAUUUGUUUAGAUUUGAAGGACAAAAAGUUGCAGGGUGUUUACCUUGAAGUGUCAUUGGAGUUUUGUGAAUUGCUUAGAAGGGCACGGUGUAAGUAUGAUGAUCCUCUGUAUGUUUUUUGCCGGGAUAGUUUUUCAUCUUUGUUGACGCUUGUUGGUCGUGUUAACUUUCAGAAUCCUAAAGGAGAGGUCAUGCUUCGGGGUGUUUUUGACUGUGUUCACGAGAUCGCAGAUGAGUUGUUGAGGUUUUUGGAUCUGAGUAUGAACUGUCCCACGGGUGAGGGGUUUUCGUUCAACUUUGUUUUGGAUUUUGUUAAAUUCUCUGGCCAUUUAAGGAUGGGAUUGGCCGAGCAGCAAGCAACAUCCGAUGAAUUUUUGAAUUGCACUAUUGGUUACGAAGAGGAACCCUUGAUUGCAGGAGUAGUUGAUCAACUUCAUAUUGUAUUUAUUAAGUUAUUGAGCAAAAUGGAUGAGUGCCUUCAAGUCAUGGAGGAUUGCUUGGUUAACAAGAAACAUGGAAAAGGUGAUGGGGCCGUUAUCAAUAAUGGGUGGUCUCAUUAUAUUAUAAUCCUGAAGGUAUUGUAUCACAUAUCUAAGCUCUAUAGCGGUGCAAAAGAGAUGUUUUGGGAAGUUUUGUUGCGUCAAAAAAGUAUGCUAUCUCAUAUGAUUGUUCGGUACUCGAAGAAUACUGAUGAUCAUCGGUGGGUUCUCGAGAACAGAAGUGUGACCGAUUUUGAAUGCAGGAGGCAUUUGGCGAUGAUGAUGUUCCCCGACUUAAAUGAUGAAUCGUUGGGAUAUGAGAUGCUUAUUGACAGGUCUCAGCUUUUGGCUGAAUCUUUCGAGUACAUAUCACAAGCUAAUUCUACAUCUUUGGAGGGUGGUCUAUUUAUGGAAUUCAGGAAUGAGGAGGGUACAGGACCGGGUGUAGUAAGGGAGUGGUUGGUUUUGGUGUGUCAAGAAAUAUUUAAUCCGGAACAUGCCCUUUUUGUGGCAUGUCCAAAUGACCGCAGGAGAUUUUUUCCUAAUGCUGCAUCUAAGGUAAAUCCUCUGCACCUAAAGUACUUCAGCUUCUCUGGACGUAUGAUUGCGUUAGCUUUGAAGAAUAAGGUGCACGUGGGUAUUGUUUUUGAUCGUGUAUUUUUCAAGCAAUUGGCUGGAAACUAUAUUAUUACUUUAGAAGAUAUUCGGAAUGCAGAUCCUAUAAUGUAUAGUAGCUGCAAGCAAAUAUUGGAGAUGGAUGCUGAUUAUAUUGAUUCAGAUGCAUUAGGACUGACAUUUUCUAUAGAGGUAGAGGAAUUAGGACACAGGAAAGUGAUUGAGCUCUGCUCUGGUGGGGAAAGCAUUGUCGUGAAUAGUAAGAACAGGGAGAAAUAUGUUGAUCUUCUUAUACAGAAUCGUUUUGUGAAAUCCAUAUCUGAGCAGGUAUCGCAUUUUGCCGAGGGUUUUGCUGAUAUUAUAUCUGGCUCAAGGCUAGAGUUCUUUCAAUUUUUAGACCUUGAAGAUCUUGAUUGGAUGCUGCAUGGGAGUGAAAAUGCCAUUUCUGUUGAAGAUUGGAAGGCACAUACCAAGUACCGUGGCUAUAAAAAGAAUGAUUGUCAGAUAUCUUGGUUUUGGAAGAUCGUUGGAAGAAUGUCAGCAGAGCAAAGGAAGGUUCUUCUGUUCUUUUGGACAUCUGUGAAACAUUUACCAGUUAAAGGUUUCCAUGGUUUGGAUUCUUGUCUAUUCAUUUGCAAAUCCAGUGAACCUAAUAAUCACUUGCCCUCAUCUCACACUUGUUUCUAUGAGCUGUGCUUUCCCCCGUAUUCUUCUAUGGCUAUCAUGCAAGAUCGCCUUGGAAUCAUUACUCAAGAGCACGUCGGCUUCAGUUUUGGUGCUCCAUAACGGUGAAUAGAAUACACCUCCGAUUUGGUUAGAAGUUGUUUUGAAUCUUUUGAUUGCACAUAGAAAUACCAUCACUCGCCUUUGUAAAGAUUUAGGAUAGGAUUAUUCCUUUUUUUGUAGAAAUGAUUAUUUGAGAUAGCUUUCUAGUUAGUUCUGUUUCUCAAAUCGAUUAUGGGUGGCAAUGUAGUGAUGUUAACUUAUAAUAACGGCCUCACUCUUUUAAAUCUGGCUUCUUGUCUGAAGCUUCACUGACAGAAACUUUGGAGGUUGUAAAUAUGCAAAAUCAUCAAGA
Medicago truncatula (barrel medic) is the source of this 2875-nucleotide messenger RNA. RefSeq names its product E3 ubiquitin-protein ligase UPL5. Gene Ontology annotation, cellular component: cytoplasm. The record is from RefSeq and is a predicted model, not a curated record. The transcript has 3 exons. Gene Ontology annotation, biological process: ubiquitin-dependent protein catabolic process; protein polyubiquitination. Bases 121 to 2583 code for a protein of 820 amino acids. Gene Ontology annotation, molecular function: ubiquitin protein ligase activity; protein binding. NCBI's taxonomy places the organism in Eukaryota, Viridiplantae, Streptophyta, Magnoliopsida, Fabales, Fabaceae.